Messenger RNA from Vicia villosa (hairy vetch), 2196 nucleotides. RefSeq lists its product as uncharacterized. The transcript is spliced from 4 exons. NCBI's taxonomy places the organism in Eukaryota, Viridiplantae, Streptophyta, Magnoliopsida, Fabales, Fabaceae. The coding region runs from base 287 to 1114 and encodes 275 amino acids. The record is from RefSeq and is a predicted model, not a curated record.
ACACAAACUUGUCUUGAAAAGAGGCAUAAACCCUAGCUAUGUAAUGAGGCGCAAACGUGAUUUCCAAGUGGACACGUGUCAUCCCCUUAAUACCUGAGCCUUUUCCUCUCGCCGUGGAAUAACAAGAACACGGAUUUCGCAAACUUCUCCCAUUUUUUCACUUUUCCUCUUCUUCUUCUUCUUCUUCUUCUUCUUCUUCUUCGUAAGAGUACUCAUUUUCAUUCACUGUUUUAUCUAUUAUUUCCCUUUUUCUUCCUUCAAUUUCAAACCCAAAAAACAGAGAGAGAUGGAACAGAGUGGUUCCGAUUGGUUAGAGAGUGAAAUUGAAACUGCAGAAAUUCUUGCUGAUUUGCGUCAUACUUUCUCUUUGUUCAGCCAUGUACCUUACUCAUGGGUCCGUAGAAGAAAGAGAUCUGCAAUUCAAAAUAAGCCUUCAUCUAAUGGCGGCGGCGCCACCACCACCGUUGUUCCUCCACCUCCUCCUUCUAACGCCGUUAAAGUCAAAGCUUCAAGUCCAACAACCCCUCAUUCGUUUCCAGCCACUGAAUCAGAUGAGAAACCCAAACAUUAUGAAAAAAGAACUUCUCUCAAAAGGAAGAAAGAGCACUAUCUUAAUAUUAUUGAAGAUUUGACCAAAACUAAACACUCCAUCAUUCAAGAGAUUGCAAAUGUGAAACAUCAAUAUGAAGAAUUGAAGGUCUUCAAUUCCAAAUUGAAAGCAAAGGGGAAGGAGCUAAAUAUUAAUGGUCCCAAAGGUGAAUACAAAAUUCCCAAUUUAGAAAUUAAUAACCCAAUGAAAUUGAAGGAUGUCAUCAAAAAUUCAGUCGACACUUCCAAUUCCACUACCGAAAAUACAGAGCAAAGAAUUCAUGAUGCCAACAAUUUUGGGGUUCAUCCAACGACGUCGUUGGGAGUUGCAUCAUCAUCAUCAUCUUCAAUGGGCCAAAACAGUGGUAAUAUAGGCCCAUUAUCCAUUCCAGAUUUGAACUUAUCAUUUGAAGCAAACAUAGAUUUGAGUAAAGUAAGGGAAGCUCAAGCAAGAAAGAGAAGGUUUCAGAUUUUGAGAUUCAAGAGAAAUAAUGGCAAACAACACCAAUCUUCUUCUAGUAGAUAACACUCAAACUACCAUUGAGAUGUCAUCAGGAAGACAGUUUUGUUAUAGAUUUUUUAAUCUAUUUUAAAAAGUUAUAUAUAUUCAUUAGAAGUAUCUCUUCUCUUCAUAAGAAAAUUCUUAUGACGUUGAAGAACCGAGAUUGCUAUAAAUAUAGUACAUUAGUAUAGUACAUUAGUAAAUCUUGUUAGUAAUUUUUGAGAUUCAUAGUUGCAAUGGAUUUUGGUGACAAUUAGGUUUGUCACAAUUAAAAUUUUGGAGACAAUUGUGUGAUCUUUGGCAGCAGUUUAAAGGAUCACAUAAGAUAGGUUAGAUCUUGUAUUGGCUUCUUAUGCAAAAAUUAUAUAUUCUCUUCUCAAUUAUUAAUACUAAUCCUUUGAGUCGAUGAGGAUUAAAAACAUCUAUGUAUUUGAGUUCAUUCUUUGUUGACAUCAACUUUAGUACUCUAUUCAUAUUCCAUGGAUAUCUAAAUACCUAUACUUGUAGUUUAUAUCUAAGUAGUACUCAUCCCGUAAUUGUUAUCAAUAUUUUUAAUAAAAAUAAAUCUAUGAAUAAUAAAAUAUCAUAUUAUUUUAAGUUCCGUCUGAUAGUUUCUUUUUUACUAUGUUUGUUGGUGAAUAAUUUGAAAAUUCUUAGAGUAAUGUAGCUUCAAGUGAUCAUACUCUUCCGGUGGAGUAUGAUAGUUCUUUUGAACUAUGACGGUUAGUGAAGACAUUGUACAUUUUUUUGGAGUAAUGUAACUUCGAGUGACUAUAUUAUUUAUUGUGAAGUAUGAUAAUUUUUGUGAACUAUCAUUGUUGAUGAAGACACUGUAAAAGUUAUUGGACUGAUGUAGUUUCCAGUAAUUAUAAAUUUUACAGUGGAUUAUGAUAGUUCUUCGAACUAUGAAUGUUUGUAUAAACAUUGAAAGUUAAUGUAUUAUUUCCAAUUAAGGUGAAAAUUAUUGGUAUUGGUUAAAAAUAUGUUGAAGAAGUCCAGCAUCACCUAGUAUUGUAAAGAAAUAGGAAAACCAAUAUAUAUAAUGGACUUCAGUUCAUUGUUUUAAAUACAUGAGUCAAAAACCCUUUAAACUUGUACUUGUCUUU